AUGGCCCAACCUUCGACACCACAACCAUUUUUGCCUCAGAACUCUUCACUACCUGCCUCUGCGGCUUCGUGGGCUUUUGGAACUUCUGCUCGAGCUCCUGGUUCUGGUGCGAACACUCCCACCGCCAACACCUACCUCAUGCCUACCAGUCCGGCUAAGAACCCCACCAGCAUGAACGACGGGCUCAAACCAAAGAUCACCAAGACGACCGGACAGAAACCGGCUUGUCUGGUCAAUGCAUCAGUCACAUACUGUGGGAAUGACCAGAUCUACGCCUUUGGCGGCUUCGAUCAAUUCACUGAUGAAGUCUACAAUCACGUGCUCAGGCUAGAUCUGAAGACGCUAAAUUGGGCGCUAGUGGAUAAUUACGGAGAUAUUCCCGGGGUGCGGAUGGGGCAUUCAGCAUCCCUCUACCAAGGCGACAAACUGCUCGUCUAUGGUGGAGAAAAUGAACACCGGGAGUAUUUGUCGGAUGUGGUCAUACUCAACCUGAAAGACCAUCACUGGACUCAACCCGAUGUCCAGGGUCCCAUCCCCAAAGGCAGAGCCAGACACGCUGCAGUCGUUUAUGAGGACAAAUUGUUCGUCAUUGGAGGGCUGACAGGAGAGGCGAACUACAUCCUCGAUGAUAUCUGCUACCUGGAUCUGAAGACCUGGACGUGGUCCAAAACCUGGAGCUUUGUGCAAAGAUUCGAUCACUCCGCCUGGAUAUGGGGAGGUCGACUAUGGGUGCUAGGGGGCUUGGGGGCUGACAUGGAACGCCCUUCCGAGAUUUGGUGGCUGGAUCUCAAGGGCAGUCCUGCAUUGAGUGGUUCAGGCAGGCAGUUUUCUACUAUGGGCCGCAUAUCCUCUGCCAGACAUGAUCCCUGGCUGCAUCCCAGCCGCGCUGACCGAAUCGAUACAUAUACUGCCAACUCGGGAAGCGUCCAUAUUCGAUCUACGAGGCGGGAGAAACCUGUUGCACCAGGGGCAAUAUCGUCUCUGAAGUUUGUUUCUGGCCCGCACGUCCCCCUCCAGUCUUCAGGCACACAUUUCCAUGUUUGCUCCUCUGGCGCCUUGCUGGACUUUGUCACACCUUCAUCUACCAUUCGGCAUAGUGAAUGCAACUUGUCGUCUCUCGAGCUGGACUCGCUGAGGUGGCAAAGACUGGUCGAGGGUCCUGAGUUAUUCCAACCAGGCUACAAAUGGCAUUACUGCACAAUCAAUGAGGACGGGACCAAGGUUUGGCUCCUGGGUUCACCUGGAGACGACUCUACUGGGUCCAAUCAAGAGCUCCAACUUAGCGAAGUUUUAGCUGUUGAUCUCAAACGGUAUGGGUUGCUCGGAAACCUGGACUCCCCGUUUGCGUCUGAGCAAAAUCGCAUCCUGGCUUCCGAGCGGCAGACGACGUAUACAACCCCCGUGGGUGGUGUUGGGUCUGGUCUCGGUUCUGACCUGGCCAUGACGUUCGAUCAACCUCCAGAAUCCGGUAGCAUGAGCGACUUUAUCAUAACAGCGAAUUAUACCCCCACCGAUGAGGACGACAACGUCUCAGAAGCUGAUUCUCAACUGCGAUUCUCUACCAACACGACUAGCAGUCAGGUCUUCGUCUCGGAAAACUCGGCCGUGUCUCCGCCGAUCCAUGUCCACAAAAUGAUCCUUCAAGCCCGCUGGCCACACUUCAAACGUCUCUAUGCAUCCAAAAUGAUCGAAUACCAGACUUCCCGCUUACACAUCCCGGAACCGUACUCGGUCGUACGGGCUUUUCUGUACUAUCUGUACACCGACAGCAUUGCCCCUCACCCUGUGUACUGCCGCGACCUCACGGAUGUCGCUGGCAUGCUCGUCAUGGCCAACCUCUACGACAUGCCAAAGCUCCGUCUUUUGUGCGUAAAUCGCCUUUCGCGUGAGAUUGAUAUCGAACACGCGGCCGUGAUUUGGGAACGUGCAGGACGUACCGAGGAAGAGUGGCUCAAGCAACGCGCUGCCCGUUUCUGCAUGAUGAACUUUGGGCGAAUCGUACGUACAGAGGGAUUCAGGAGCCUGUCUCGACAAUCUCUUAUGGAGCUUUGCGAGGUAGUUGGGACGGAGGGGAGAGUGGUUGACGGCGACGAGAUGGACGACGCAGAAACGGCGUUCACUUUAGGUGGGGUCCUCGGCGGGCGGUAUCGAAGACGGAGUCAUCGACCCAGUGGGGAAGCGGACGAGACGGAAGGUGAUGAUGAUGAUGGGAUGGACAUGAACUGA
Molecule: messenger RNA, 2226 nt
Organism: Fonsecaea nubica
Lineage: Eukaryota; Fungi; Ascomycota; Eurotiomycetes; Chaetothyriales; Herpotrichiellaceae
Exons: 1
Coding region: 1-2226 (741 amino acids)
Molecular function (GO): protein binding
Source: RefSeq, a predicted model, not a curated record